AUGCCUCAGGAAAAUCAGCAUGUGGAAAAGGAUUCCGGUGACGGAAAUGGCAAGAAUGGAGGGGUCCGACUCCGGCGUGGGCCGUGGUCUCCAGAAGAAGAUAGCAAGCUCUUAGAGCUGGUGCGAUUAUACGGGGGCGAAAAGAACCUAAACUGGGUGAAGAUAUCUCAGGUUCUGCAGACCCGGACCGCGAAACAGGCAAGGGAAAGGUAUCAUCAAAACCUCAAACCGUCACUCAACCGGACACCCAUCACCCCAGAAGAAGGGAAAUAUAUCGAGGAGCUGGUCCAAAAGUAUGGCAAACGGUGGGCCGAAAUUGCUAGACACCUCAAUGGCCGCAGUGAUAAUGCGGUGAAAAACUGGUGGAACGGUGGUGCAAACCGAAGAAAGCGAGCAUCUAUCCAAGGACUUGAUUCCAGCUCCUACGAGAAGCAAGAACCAAAUUCUGCGGACGAUAAGCCGAUGGAGCAGCUCCCUUCAUCAGAAGCAAUUUUGCCUCUUCCAAAGCCAAGCGUGAAUUUCAACGUCGGGAUAUUUGGAAGUGCGUCUGACGAAGUCCCUGCCCCCGCAUUUCAGUCUAUUAGGGCCGGAAGAAGUGCUUCCAUGGACACCAGAGCUUACAACUACGAACACCUGCCCCCAAUCCGAAAACGGAAACUAAUAGAUGACUAUUCAUCAGAGCCAAUCCGCAGACACUCGGCCGCAUCGAUCGGAUUAUCAGAACAUUCUGGUACUUCGAGCAUCCACCAUUUUAAUCAUAUACCUCCGCUAUCGGGAAACUCAUCACCAUACCCAUCUUCCCCGAUGUCGCGACUUUCGUCCAGAAAUUCAUCCAUCGUGUCGGCUGAUUGUACACCGCUGACACACGUGAGUGACGGCAACUCCAUCACUUCGAGAAGGUCGUCGAUGUUCGCCAACGUGGAGAUGAUGACAGCAGCCCCCCAGUUCAAGAGUCCAUCGCUGGCUCCUAGGAAAUCUGCAUCUGGAACCUCCUCACCACAAUUUUUCAGUACUGCUAAUAGUGGCAGCUACCACUCACCAAAUUUGCCGCUAACGUCGUCCUGUGGCCCGCCAGCAAAGAAGGAUAUAUUCAAGAAAGAAUUUGACUUCGGAAAACCCGCGCUUAACAACAAUUCAGCUAGCUCCGUUCUCCCUCAAUCUUCUUCCGAUGAUGUUAAGAAAGACAAGGAGAAAAUGAGCAUAUCAUUUUUAAUUUGA
Molecule: messenger RNA, 1218 nt
Organism: Ogataea parapolymorpha DL-1
Lineage: Eukaryota; Fungi; Ascomycota; Pichiomycetes; Pichiales; Pichiaceae
Product: Myb-like DNA-binding protein myb-1
Exons: 1
Coding region: 1-1218 (405 amino acids)
Biological process (GO): positive regulation of transcription by RNA polymerase II; mitotic cell cycle
Cellular component (GO): nucleus
Molecular function (GO): RNA polymerase II cis-regulatory region sequence-specific DNA binding; DNA-binding transcription factor activity, RNA polymerase II-specific
Source: RefSeq, a predicted model, not a curated record